CUAGUGUGCAUCCAUCUUGUUGGUUUUGUGUUGAUCUAAUGUUUUCCUAGCUGCUCAAGCACUCAGGAGACAUGAGAACAAAUCUCCGCCCCACGUUGUCUGGUGGGCAGCCGACCAAAAACGCGGGAUUCUCCAUUAAAAUGUCAUUCAUUGUACUAUGACACAGAGCUUAUUCUAAUGAGAACUGGGUGCUUGCUUUGCGAGAAACGUUUUUUAUGUGUUUUCUGGCCAAAUGCCAGCGGUUGACGCGUGAUGAUACUGUGGUCUUGUUUGUCGGGUACAUGCAUUUGUCCAGAUGAUGCCCACUCAAUAUUAGACUGUCCAGCUUCUCAUUUGGCUGGGGGAAGGAGGGGUUGGGAUAUUAACAGCUGGAUGAAGAGCACUGAUUACAGUAACGCGGCGCUGACUCCCAUCGCUGACAUCAGAAUCGUCUGGAGGAACCACUACACAAUGAAAUUCCUGCGUAUAUUCCUCAUACUCUCCUUUGCUGUUUUUGCUCUGGGUUCGGCUCUCCAGUGUUACUCAUGUUCGGAUCACUCUGACCGCUGCAUUCAGGACUGCACGUUUGAGGACGCCUGUCUGGCCCUGGGCGAGCAAGGUGGUAUGACCAUCCGGCGGUGCGUCCGGUACACCGACUGCAACCACGUCCGACUGGCUCAGAUGUUUCCAACGUCAUCUGGCUUAGCCUACAGAUGCUGUAACAGCAACCUGUGCAACAGCAGCCCCGCCAGCACCCGGAGAGUCAGCCUGCUCGCUGUGCUGCUGCCCCUGCUGCUAUUCUGGUGCUGUGUACCCUAAGCCUUUCAAAUGAGAGUUCGGCUUCCUUAACGAUGAUCACCGGGUGGCAGAACAUUUAAGUGCUAACCAAAUCACCUAAUUCCUUCAUAAUUUUAACCUAAAAUCAAUUUCGUAAGUGAAAACAGAGUGCCUUGUGAUUAAAAGAUAUACACACAGAUGACCCAAAACAUUAUGACAACCU
Molecule: messenger RNA, 979 nt
Organism: Brienomyrus brachyistius
Lineage: Eukaryota; Metazoa; Chordata; Actinopteri; Osteoglossiformes; Mormyridae
Product: CD59 glycoprotein-like
Exons: 4
Coding region: 253-798 (181 amino acids)
Source: RefSeq, a predicted model, not a curated record